GAGAAAGAUCCUAUGAGGGUUUUGAUUACCGGUGCAGCAGGAAACAUAGGAUAUGCAAUUGCUCCAAUGAUUGCAAGAGGUAUGAUGCUAGGUCCAGAUCAGCCCAUGAUUCUGCAUUUACUUGAUAUAGAACCAGCUUCAAGUUCGCUAGAAGCUGUGAAAAUGGAGCUUCAAGAUUCAGCUUUCCCUCUUCUCAAAGGUGUUAUCGCGACUACAGAUGUUGUUGAAGCAUGUAAAGAUGUGAAUAUCGCUAUAAUGAUUGGCGGAUUCCCAAGAAUUGCAGGCAUGGAAAGAAAAGACGUGAUGUCGAAAAAUGUAGUGAUAUAUAAAGCUCAAGCUUCUGCUUUAGAGCGUUAUGCAUCAGAGGAUUGCAAGGAAAACAUCACUUGCCUGACACGGCUCGACCAUAAUCGAGCUCUAGCUCAGCUUGCAGAUAAGCUAAGUGUUCCUACCGAUAAAGAACUUGCUACAGAUCACAACUGGCUGAAGAACGAGUUUAUUACAGAAGUUCAGCAACGUGGUGCAGCCAUUCUAAGAGCAAGAAAACAGUCAAGUGCUUUAUCCGCUGCUAGCGCAGCCUGUGACCAUAUCCGUGAUUGGUUCCUUGGAACCCCUAAAGGAACUUGGGUUUCUAUGGGUGUUUGUUCUGACGGCUCAUAUGGUAUACCACCCGGUUUGGUUUACUCGUUUCCGGUUAUCUGUGAGAAAGGGAGUUGGAAGAUCGUACAAGGACUAAGUAUAGACGCGUUUUCGAGGGAGAAAAUGGAUGACUCUGCACGAGAGCUAGCUGAAGAGAAGGAUUUAGCUUAUUCCUGUCUCAAUGCAUAAACCAAAAGUCGAAAAAACUAUGGGAGUCAUGGCACAAACAAUGUAUAGCAAACAAAUAAGUUUGUGUUUAUAAAUUUCUUGUAAAAAUAAUGGGAACUUACAUAAUAAACGCUGAGGUUCACU
Messenger RNA from Arabidopsis arenosa, 951 nucleotides. Lineage: Eukaryota; Viridiplantae; Streptophyta; Magnoliopsida; Brassicales; Brassicaceae. The record is from the annotation of a GenBank genome assembly.